GAUAUUAGCGCGCACCACCGCUAACUAGCUAGCCAUUUCACAUCGGUUACACUUAGUGAUGUGAUAUUUGACUAACGGUAUGUAAAAAUGGAUGUACUUACUUUGAUAGGUUCACACCUUUGCCCACGAAGCAGCCAAUCAUUUGGAGCCGGUUUUGCUCAAAACGCUGUGUUUGCGCCAGCCGAAAAUAAAGCCCUGAAUGUGUAGCUAACUUAAUAAAACAGUACAGCAUUUCAAAGAACAGCGCGCUGCCAUCGUACCCGUUUCAUUUAACCACACCCUUUGAGCUAUGACCCACGCCAAUAAGAUCCUUUCUCUUCAAUGUAAACGGAAGUGACCAGUGACGGAGUACGAGUUCCACUUCAGCGUUUUUAUUUUUGUUAUUUAGACAUUCAUCAACACCAUGUAACUCAAAAUAUUACUAUUUUAACUGCACGGCAUAACAUACUUACCCCCAGGUGGUGUUUAAUUCACGUUGGAGACAGGACUUAAUAUAUGUUAUCUAGUUAACGCUAGCAAGGAGCUAACAAUGGCUAACUGUAUGGUUUAUCACACUCAAAUAGCCUCCAUCAUGGAGGUGCUAGCGAAUGCAGCCGUGGCGGAGAUCUGUAAACUCGUAGACGACGACUAUGCAGUGAUCCGUUUGGAAAUGUCUCAAAGCCAGAAAGAAAACAGGGCAAUGCGGAGGAAACUACAGCUACUGGAACUGAAGAUGGCACGGGAGCGCGCAGAGCGCGUCCUCGCCAGUCGUCCCAGUAGUGUCAAGAUCCUCGACCGAUACAGAGGAAUGGCAAAAGGUGAAGGGCAUCUCACUGGAGGCCACAGGGGCUUGGUGAAGCCAGCGGGACACAAUACAUGGAGAGAUGACCAACCAAUCACUGUUGAUGAGGGGAAUGGAACCUCAACCCAGCACAUUAUUGUGAUAGAGUCUGCAGAUGCAGAGGCUGUAGGUCCUGGGGUCAAGCAGGAGAGGUCCGAAGGAAAGGAGCUACAACACAGCAGAGACAUGACUGGAGCAGCGGCUGGAGUAGCAUCCCCUGUAGCCACGGAGGACUCUACCACCACCCCAGCGCAGCCCAGGACGCGACGCAGCAUCAUGGAGGAGGAGGAGGGUCCAGAGGUUCUGCUGGUGAAGGAGGAGGGUUGUGAGGAGGGUCUGGGGAACCCCGAGGGGACUAUGGUCAUGGAGGACAACCAGACUACACCUCCUCCUGAACCCACAGAGGAGCCAGCUGAGCAGUACAGGACCACACACAGUCUCACUGAGUCAGUAGACAUGGAGGAUGGGAAGCCUGAUCUGCUGCUGGUCAAAGAGGAGACCAUAGAAGGUGGACCAGAGAGCAUUAACCUGCUGAGUGGACUAAAGAUGGGGGAGCAAGGUGGUUGGCUGGAAGCUAACAGAGGAGACUGGGUGACCAUCUUGGAUUCCCAGACCCAGACUGGUGCAGCCAAGGGCCCGGGGGAUGACAUCACUGAGCAGGCCAGGACCAGAGGAGACCAAGUGGAGUCUGCAGUCCAUGAAGACCUGCUGAUAUCCGGUGUUGCUGACGGGAGAGACUGGACCUCUGAAGCACCUGGUCACAAACCCUGGCCACGGAUCAGAACCCUGGAUCAGGAGCCGUUUCUCUUCCUUCCCAAGUCAGGACCAGGACCGAACCACGAAGGACCGAGACUCCACCACCACACCGAACACAACCAGUGGACAGGUGGACUGAACAACCUCAGUCCUGGUGGUCAUCAGAGAGACAGAGGCUCCAGUCAAGAAUCCAGUCUGCAGCCCAGACCCUUCUCUUUACAGUCUCAGUGCAGGAAUGAAGCAGGGCCUGGGGCUGAUAGAGAUAGACCCUCCUGUUCCUAUGAUACAAACACCACAGUAUCCAUGAUGAACAGAGCAGGUCACCCUGGGCUUCAGCCUUCACAGAGAGUGGUGGGAGACCCCCCUGGUGGUAGUCUAUCAGCAAGUGUGUCUUCUCCUUCAGGGUCUUGUCUAAUGCCUGGUGACUGGGUUCAUAGAAAGCCUGGACCUGGGUCUAGCCUUCCUCAGUUACCUCAUGGUUACCCCACCAAUACAGACAGGGUCAGAAUGGGUGUUCAUCACAAGAGGUACCUAGCCUAUAACACAGCACACAAUCCCAACAACACCCAAACAAUGGCUAGAGGUCAAGGUAGGAGCUCAAAGACCAACCACCUGGGGGUGGUGGCUCCUGCUUCUACCUCCUCUGGUGUCAUUGGGUCACAAUGUGGUAGGCCGAGUGUUAGGACAGACGCUGACAAGCCGUAUGCCUGUCCCACGUGUGGGAAGCGUUUUGCUAAGGUGAACUAUGUGAAGCAGCACCAGACUGUUCACACCAAGGAGAGGCCCUUCAUGUGUAAGCUGUGUUACAAGAGGUUUUCCUUCCUUAGUAACCUCAUCAGACAUAGGAGUGUCCACAAUGGGGAGAAAUCAUAGCAGUGUGGCUUGAGAUGUAGGCUAUAUAGGGGAUGUCUGGGACCUAUUCUUUAGCUGACAUAUUCCAGUUAUCAUGUGAAGUGUCCUGGGUAGCUCACAGGAUACAUACUUGUUUGGUGUGUUGACAUAGUAAAUAACGCUGUAAUUGAAGUGUAACACUAUCAGUUCGUACGUAAACUCACUCUGGCUAUCUACUCCGAUUUAAUGACUGGUGUCAGUAAACAUUUUUAAAAAACGUCAUUAAAUUGUUGCCAGCAGCACAGUUACAGUCACCAACGCUCCAGAUAACAUGAAAACAGCC
Messenger RNA from Oncorhynchus tshawytscha (Chinook salmon), 2750 nucleotides. RefSeq lists its product as uncharacterized. The record is from RefSeq and is a predicted model, not a curated record. Gene Ontology annotation, cellular component: nucleus. NCBI's taxonomy places the organism in Eukaryota, Metazoa, Chordata, Actinopteri, Salmoniformes, Salmonidae. Bases 530 to 2449 code for a protein of 639 amino acids. The transcript is spliced from 7 exons.